AAUCCAUCCGAUCCUUUCUCGCAUCUACUCCGUACUCCCUCAUUCUCUCUCUAAGCUCUCCAUAUACAUCCCUUUUCGUCUCUCUCUCAUGGAAUGUUUACAAGGGAGAGAAGGGCAUUCUGAGGAAGAAGAGGAAGAAGAAAGGCACAUGACUGUAGAUGAAAUGGGCAAGUACCCAUUUCAAUUAUCUCAAUCUUCUUCUUCUCCAUCUCCAUCUUCUCAGUAUAAAGGUCUUUACGGCCUGUGGGGGCCAUUGGUAUCAGAAGAAUAUGAACGGCAUGAUCAUAACGUCCCAAAGAUCCCUGGCCGAGAGGUGUUCACCAAUUCAAAACAUCUUGAUCUCAUGGAUUUGUCCACGAAUCACAACCACGCCGGAGACAGAAACAGCAGCAGCAUCCAGGAUUCUAGCCUUGAGAGAGAACACAUGUUUGAUAAGGUCGUCACGCCAAGCGAUGUGGGUAAGCUUAACCGCCUUGUCAUACCCAAACAGCAUGCCGAGAAGUACUUCCCUCUCAAUUCGUCGGCCAAUGAGAAAGGCCUGCUAUUGAAUUUCGAAGACCUGACUGGCAAGGUGUGGCGGUUCCGUUACUCCUACUGGAACAGCAGCCAGAGCUAUGUCAUGACCAAAGGGUGGAGCCGGUUUGUCAAGGAUAAGAAGCUCGAUGCAGGUGACAUCGUAUCAUUCGAGCGAGGGGCUGCAGAAUCUGCCAAGGACCGUCUCUACAUUGACUGGAAGCACCGGCCGAAUGCCCCACCGCUGGUCCACCUUCCGCAUCCACUUCCAUUGCACAAAUCAGUCCCAUGGAGCCGCAUCUUACUGCCACAGACUGUCCCUACAUCGGUGUCACGGACCCAAUUGCACUUGCAGCAGCUGAAAUAUGGCCACCGGAGUUGCAGCGGGCCAUAUGGUUACAAUGUGGUAAACCCACCCGGGUCAGUUUUUUAUCUGCGGCCACCAGGCCAACAACAGGUGGGGGGAGAGAAGCAAGGUGAUGAGGACAGAAAUGCCGGCCCACCGGUUGUUUUCAAUUCCAUGCCUGUGGUCCACAGUAAUGCCACUGAGCCCAAGCGUCUGAGGCUGUUUGGCGUGAACCUUGAGUGCCCCACAGCUGAAGAUGCAGAUCGAGACGUUUUAUCAUCAUCAGUUAUACAUCAUACAUGGGCUUCUUCUCUUCCUCCCCACCCAUUAAAGCUCUUCAAUGGUGGCCCACCAUUGACAGCACCAGAAGAGUUGCCAAGGAAAGGGAAGAUGUCCUUGUCCUUGGACUUGGAUAUAUGAGAGAAGAAAAUAUGGUUCUAGAUUCUCUCCAAGAUCUCUUAUUUGAUCUCUUACUACGAGGGAAUUCUUCUUUCAAUCUGCCGAGGAUACAAAGAAAAAGCUUCUGACGUUGAUUACUGGAAAGACUGUAUAUCAGAGAUAGCAAUGUAUUUUCAUUGCUCUUUCUUCAUUAGAGCAUAGAAAAUGGUUUAGAUUGUGUUUCGAUGCAAUAUUGAAUUGAAUUGCAAUUACUGGUCCCUUUGUUUUGGUGGGCUCUCAAAACUAACUUGCAUUCCUUUCAAGCCGAACUUGAGAAUACCGUAAAUCUAGAAUUCAAGCCCUAUUCCCUCAGUUGAAUAUUGAGGAAGGUAAUUGCAAUUGGGGAACUUCCACUUUAUUGAACCAAACCAUUGGAAUUCAAUUCAAUGAUGCAUCCAAACACAGGAGUGUUCUUUUUUAAUGGCUAGAGAGAGUUGUGUACUACAGUUUUUUUUUUUUUUUUUAACUGUAUAUAUAGAUAUAGAUAUAGAUAUAGAUAGAGAUAUAGACCCAUGUCCUACAUAUGACAUUUUCCUUCUUUAGAGCCUGGAUUCCAGAGAUGCAUCCAUGCUAUAUUUCGAUUCUCUUGGUCAUUAAUACGUAAAAAUUGUCUUUGUUUCUUC
Messenger RNA from Magnolia sinica, 1920 nucleotides. Its product is annotated as B3 domain-containing transcription factor NGA1-like. Gene Ontology annotation, molecular function: DNA binding; DNA-binding transcription factor activity. Lineage: Eukaryota; Viridiplantae; Streptophyta; Magnoliopsida; Magnoliales; Magnoliaceae. The transcript has a single exon. The record is from RefSeq and is a predicted model, not a curated record. The coding region runs from base 89 to 1279 and encodes 396 amino acids.